Aspergillus uvarum CBS 121591 is the source of this 1422-nucleotide messenger RNA. Its product is annotated as cytochrome P450. The transcript has 6 exons. The coding region runs from base 1 to 1422 and encodes 473 amino acids. The record is from RefSeq and is a predicted model, not a curated record. Lineage: Eukaryota; Fungi; Ascomycota; Eurotiomycetes; Eurotiales; Aspergillaceae. Gene Ontology annotation, molecular function: oxidoreductase activity, acting on paired donors, with incorporation or reduction of molecular oxygen; heme binding; iron ion binding.
AUGUCCCUCAUCGUGUUUUCUCUUCUAGUCAUCAGUUACUACCAAGAUUCCGGGACCCCCAAUAGCAGCGAUUCUGGCUUCCAUGAGUUCUAUCAUGAUGUUGUCAGAGGUGGAAAGUUCUUCUGGAAGGUCGAAGAGAUGCAUCGGAGAUAUGUCCACAUCAACGACCCCGCAAUGUACGAUGAGAUCUACGCCGGUAACAGUCGCAAGCGGAACAAGGACCCGGUCUUUGUCUCCUCCUUUGCGUCCCCAUUCUCAAUCAUAGCAACGAUCGAUCAUGAUCUUCACCGCACGAGACGAAGCUUGUUGAAUCCCUUCUUCUCGAAGAAAGCGGUAGUGGAGCUCUCCACGGUCAUCCAAGAGAAGAUUACUCGACUAUCAUGGCAUCUGGAGAGAUUCUAUGCUGACGGAGCGGUGGUUGCCCUGCACACUGCCUUCGUUGGUCUGACAGGGGAGACCAUCACCCAUUACUUGUAUGGUCAAGACAAGGGCUACCUAUCCGAUUCAGACCUCACCAAGCGUGACUUCAUCUGGAAGCUGAUGUUCGAAAGUACCAAUUCAUGCCAUUUGUUUCGAUUUCUCCCAAGCAUCCUUCGACUGAUCAAGGCUCUUCCUGGCCGUUGGAUGCGUCUCAUUCGUCCUAAACUAGCUCAAGUCUAUGCGACGCAAGAGCGGAUCGCACAGCAGUCACAGGACGCCUUGCUCAACAAAGACAGUCAUAUCAGUACCGUAGGCUCAAUAUAUCAGGCCCUCACUGAUCCGUCUCUUGCCCCCGAGGACCGCACCCUGGUCCGUCUUCGUGAUGAGAGCUUCAUACUUCUAGUCGCCGGGACGGAAACCACCGCUUCAACGUUGACUUUUGCCGUCUACCAACUCCUGCGCGACAGAGGAAUGUUCCUCAGACUGCGCGAGGAACUGAAGCAGGUCAUGCCUACACCACGCCACGAACCCAAAUGGUCUCAAUUGGAGCAAUUGCUUUACCUGACCCCAAUCAGCACAAUCGGCUACUUCAUCCACCGCAAACCCCAGAUCUUCCCCGACCCAAACACCUCCCGACCCGAGCGCUGGCUUGAAGCCGCCGAGCGGGGCGAGAGUCUCACCCGGUACCUCGUUCCCUUCGCAAGGGGCAGCAGGAUCUGUAUCGGGAUGAAUAUAGCCUACGCAGAACUGUACAUGACCAUUGCAUCAAUCGUGAGGCGGUUCGACCUCGAGCUCUGCGAUACGAACCCCGAGGACAUGGAAUUCGUCCGUGAGAAAAUCCUGCAACGGCCGGAGAAAGGUGUCUGGACGUUGAAGGCGAGGGUCGUGGGGAUUUUUGCUCUCGUCUACGAGCUCAUCUACCGUAAGAAGUCUGGAGACCGUGGGGUGCGUAUGCGUGACGACGUAUUCAUGAACAAACACUUGAUAGUGGAUUGGAUGUAA